ACAUACCAAAAAAAUUAAUGAAAUAAAAUAAAGAGUUUAAGCAUAAGAAGCUUGAUAAGAGAAUCGUAGAAUAAUAAUUAAUUAAUAGUUGAGGUUGCAAGACUUGCUCAUUAAAGAAGAAACUAGAUAAAUUUGAAGAUGGAAAUAUCCAUAUGCUAGUGGUAUUUAUAUAGAAAGAGUAUAGUUGUGGAGAAAGAAGAAAUUAAUUAGGAAGUGAAAUAUGAAGAGUGGUAAGAGAGAAAUGGAGAAGAAAUCAGAAAUAAGUUGUGUCAUUGAAGAGCUUUCUAUGGUGAUAAUAGUUAAACCUUGUGGAGAAAAUCAUGAAGUUGCUCAUAUUCCAAUUAAGCCUUUUCUCUCUAUAUGUUAUUUGAUUCUACAAAUUCUUGAUAAAAUUGGGCCAACAAUGGCUGUUUUGAGACAAGAUGUGUUCCAAAAUAUCAAGAGAUUGGAACUGAUGCAUGAAUCAAAUCCAACAAUGAUUUCAAAUAAUUUGGUUGAAAUAUUAAAAUUAGAAGCAACAGAAGGCAAUGCAAAGAAGGGGUCUAGCUGCAGUAAAGCCUUUGUUUGGCUCACAAGGACCUUGGAUUUCACCUCGUCAUUGUUACAAAUAUUAUCAAAAGAUCCAGAUAAGAAAAUGGACAAAAUAGUUGAAGAAUCUUAUGAUGUAACAUUAAAACCGUGGCAUGGAUGGAUUUCAUCAACUGCAUCAAGGGUGGCUCUAAAAUUAGUUCCAGAAAAUAAAACAUUCAUCAAUCUCCUUAAGACUGAAGAUGAAGACGGUGAAAUGUUGAACCAUAAAAUGCAGAUAUUGGGUUCUCUGCUUGUGCCUUUUCUUGAAGAUAUUCACUGUAUUUUAAGAUUGUAUAACUUGGACAAGCUGAAAUCAACAUGAAGUUAAUAUAAAAGUCAUACUUCUUACGGUUCUUAUUAUAAAAAAAAAUUAAAUUUAUAGAAUAUUUGAUGAAUUUAGUGUAUAAUAUGAACCAAAUUCAUCAAAUAUUCUGUAAACUUAAAAACUGAAUAUUUUCUUAUAAUAAGAAUCAUGGGAAGUAAUAUAGUAAUAAUUCGAUUUGUGUAUUUUAGCUUCCUUCUUUCGGUAUUUUUCUUUUUCAUUGAAAUUCGGUUAUUGCUUCUUUCAGUCGAUUUCAUGUAAAUGCAGUGUAAAUAUCGUGUAUGUAUACUAAAAGGUUUGAACUUUGAAACGAACAUCAAUUUUUUUUUCUUAUAUAGGAGUAUAUGCUUUGGGCUUCAAAA
Molecule: messenger RNA, 1254 nt
Organism: Trifolium pratense (red clover)
Lineage: Eukaryota; Viridiplantae; Streptophyta; Magnoliopsida; Fabales; Fabaceae
Product: glycolipid transfer protein 2-like
Exons: 6
Coding region: 221-892 (223 amino acids)
Biological process (GO): ceramide transport; intermembrane lipid transfer
Cellular component (GO): membrane; cytosol; cytoplasm
Molecular function (GO): ceramide 1-phosphate binding; ceramide 1-phosphate transfer activity
Source: RefSeq, a predicted model, not a curated record